Messenger RNA from Labrus mixtus (cuckoo wrasse), 1558 nucleotides. RefSeq names its product protein shisa-9A-like. NCBI's taxonomy places the organism in Eukaryota, Metazoa, Chordata, Actinopteri, Labriformes, Labridae. The record is from RefSeq and is a predicted model, not a curated record. Gene Ontology annotation, cellular component: dendritic spine membrane; postsynaptic density; AMPA glutamate receptor complex. Gene Ontology annotation, biological process: regulation of AMPA receptor activity; regulation of short-term neuronal synaptic plasticity. The transcript is spliced from 2 exons. Bases 341 to 1009 code for a protein of 222 amino acids.
CUCCUGUGCGUAAGAGCGCACCGAUGGAGAAGUGAUGCACUCCUGACAACGCGAAAUCUGAGCCUUCAAAUGCCUUUCUGAAGAGACGUGUGCGCAGAAGAGAGCGCGUUAGGGAACAGUCAGUGAGAAGUACAUUAUAAACCAAGGAUACUUUUAUCUGCGCGGGAAUUUUUUGGAUGAUGAUGAUAGAUUAAACAAAGAUGUUCGCCUGCGUGGAUGAAGGUGCGGCGCAAUUCGGAUGCGUGUUUGUGGACUUUUCAGCAUACCAUGACCGCGCGCCUUUCCCCCUUUCUCCAAGUCGUUUCCUGUCUGCGUGAAGUUAAACGGAGGAGAAAGCACCAUGAGAGGUAAAUACUUUCUCCUCGGCUUCUUGGUGCUCAAACUUAUGGCUCUUGUCUGCAAGGCUGACGGGGAGCCGGGGCUGCUCGGAGGAUUCGUAAUGAUCGCCACCUCCAACGGCUCCAGGGAGGAGGAGAGCGUGUCCGAGGAGACGCCGCACACGGAAGACAGAUGCCGGGGUUACUACGACGUGAUGGGCCAGUGGGACCCGCCGUUCAUCUGCAAAACCGGGAAUUAUCUGUACUGCUGCGGCACCUGUGGCUUCCGCUUCUGCUGCUCCUACAAGCACUCGCGGCUGGACCAGAGCACCUGCAAAAAUUACGACACCCCGGUGUGGAUGAAGACAGGGCAGACUCCCUACAAAAAGAUGAACAAGCUGCACGACAGCACCAAAGACAAGACGAACUUAAUUGUUUACAUCAUUUGUGGAGUAGUGGCCAUAAUGGCUCUUGUGGGGAUUUUCACCAAACUGGGGCUGGAAAAGGCGCACCGGCCCCAGAGAGAGAACAUGUCCAGGGCCGUAGCCAGCGUGCUGCAGGGCGGGUGUCCAGGCGAGCAGUUUCGGGGGGAGGAGGCCCUCGGGAUGCAUUCGCAGCACUUUGUUUCCAGGGCCACAAACCUCCGUAAGUUUUUUUUUCUUGGACAGCUCAUUACAGCCGUUUGUGUAUAGUGUGUCUGACUUUUAGAAGGUGUGGGUGGGGCUUGUGUAAGCAAAAAAAAAAGAUGCUUGUAUACAGGGGCUUGGAUGUUGGUUUCAGAGGCCUCUGGAGUGUCACUUGGUGUGAUGUAAUGAUGUGAAAGCCGCUCGUCUCAGCUGGACUCGCAUGUUGUUGAUGGUGCAUAAAGUGAGAAAAUCCACAAAGAUUCAGUAGAAAGCGCAGAGAGAGAGAGAGAGUACACGCAAACCCCUGCAGGCUUUUUCCAGUUUGUGUUUCAAAUGACAGCAUCGGUUUUUGUUUUAUCCUCCACCGGCCAGAUACCCAUCCAUUUCAUAACCGAUGGAGCUUCUGCAGCUUCUCAAAUCCAACCAUUAUUCACCGUUUUAUUUUGGUUCAUGCCCACAUGAUAUAAUGAGAGAGAGAGGAGGGAAAAAAGGGAAGUGGGAGUGUGUGUGUGUGUGUGUGUGUGUGUGUGUGUGUGUGUGUGUGUGUGUGUGUGUGUGUGUGUGUGUGUGUGUGUGUGAGAGAGUCGGCGAGGAAGCCGUGGUAGUUGUGAUGGU